Molecule: messenger RNA, 4945 nt
Organism: Vombatus ursinus (common wombat)
Lineage: Eukaryota; Metazoa; Chordata; Mammalia; Diprotodontia; Vombatidae
Gene: ATXN7L1
Product: ataxin 7 like 1
Exons: 12
Coding region: 44-2617 (857 amino acids)
Source: RefSeq, a predicted model, not a curated record
GCCCUCCCCCUCUCAGAACACUCAAUGUCGGAACGUUCCGAAGAUGACGUCGGAGCGUUCUCGAAUCCCGUGUCUCUCGGCUGCUGCUGCCGAAGGAAAAGGGGAAAAGCAACAAGAAGGAAGAGCAAUGGCGACACUGGAUCGCAAAGUGCCCAGUCCGGAGGCGUUUCUGGGCAAACCCUGGUCCUCCUGGAUCGACGCCGCCAAAAUACACUGCUCCGACAAUGUAGAUUUAGAAGAGGCUGGAAAAGAGGGUGGAAAAAGCAGGGAGGUUAUGAGGCUUAAUAAAGAAGAUAUGCACUUAUUUGGUCACUGUCCAGCACAUGAUGACUUCUAUCUCAUAGUAUGCAAUUUCUGCAAUCAGGUCGUCAAGCCCCAGGUUUUCCAGUCUCACUGCGAAAGAAGACACAGUUCCAUGUGUAAACCUUCUCCCUCUCCAGCAUCGCCACCUUCCAAUUCCAGGACAUCACUGUUACAAGUGAAAGCAAAAUCCUGUAUCAGCGGCCAUAACCCUGUCAGCAGCAACGCAAAGCCAUUCAAAACGCCCAAAGACAAUCUACUUACCUCCAGUAGCAAACAGCACACAGUCUUUUCUUCGAAAGCAUCAAGGGAUAAACCAUGUGUUCCUGUUCCUAUAGUCAGUUUAGAGAAAAUUCCUAACCUAGUGAAGGCAGACGGUGCCAAUGUCAAAAUGAAUUCAACAACCACUACUCCUGUGACCUCUGCCACCUCUUCCUCUGCCGUGCCUACCCCACCUUUAGUUAAACCGGUGUUGAUGUCUAAGCCGGUGCCACCGUCACCAGAGAAGAUAUUGAAUGGCAAAGGAAUCGUAUCUCCCUCAGUAGACAAGAAACACCAAAAUGGCACCAAAAGCAACAAGCCUUACAAGAGACUUUCAGAGAGAGAAUUUGACCCAAAUAAACACUGUGGAGUAUUGGAUCCUGAGACAAAGAAACCUUGCACAAGAUCACUCACCUGCAAGACACAUUCGCUUAAUCAUCGGAGGGCAGUCCCAGGUCGGAAAAAGCAAUUUGACAUCCUUCUGGCUGAACACAAAGCUCGGUCCAGGGAAAAAGAAGUCUCUAAAGACAAAGAGCAUCUCCCAUCAUCAACAAGGGAAACACAUCAGAACCAGCCUAUACCAGCACAAGACUCUCUUUUGGGAUCUUCAAUGAACUCUGGGCCAGAACUGAAAGUAGCAUCUCCUGCAAAAUCCAGACCACCUAAUUCUGUUCUUCCUAGACCAUCGUCUGCAAAUAGCAUAAAUAGUACCAUAUCUUCAAAUCACAGUGGGUAUGCACCAGAACUGCCACUGCCCUCAGUUGGAGGAGAUCUAGCCAGCCGGUUGUCCAGUGAUGAAGGAGAAAUGGAUGGAACAGAAGAGACAGAGAAGCUAGAUUGUCACUAUUCUUCACACCAUCCUCGACCUCUAGGGUUUUGUUCAUUUGGGAGUCGCCUCAUGGGACGAGGGUACUACGUGUUUGAUCGGAGAUGGGAUCGCUUUCGAUUCGCACUAAACUCUAUGGUAGAAAAACACUUGAAUUCACAAAUGUGGAAGAAGAUUCCUCCUGCAGCAGAUAGUCCCAUGCCUUCGCCAGCAACACAUAUCACCACCCCUGUUCCAGCAUCUGUUUUACAGCCUUUCAGCAACCCUAAUGCCGUGUAUCUUCCUUCAGCACCCAUCAGCUCAAGAAUCACUUCUUCUUACAUAAUGACAUCAGCCAUGCUCUCAAAUGCAGCCUUUGUGACAACGUCAGACACGGGUUCCAUCAUGUCACACACCACAGCUUUCCCCCAUGUGGCUGCGACGCUAAGCAUCCUGGACCCAACUUUUAAGGCUCCAUCUGCUAUGUCCCCAGUGCCAGCUGUCAUCCCUUCCCCAUCCCACAAGCCAUCCAAAACAAAAACCAGCAAAUCCUCAAAGGUCAAAGACCUGUCUGCCCGUAGCGAUGAGUCUUCGAGUAACAAAAAGAGAAAGCCACAGUCUUCUUGCUCUUCCUCCUCAUUAACCUUGCAGACCUCUCCCUCGUCUUCAUUUUCAGGGCCCCACAAAAAGAACUGUGUCUUGAACCCAAGUUCCACAUUGAACUCCUAUCAGGCGACAUCUUCCUAUAACAGUCUGUCUGUGCACAGUACAAACAAUGGAACAAGUCCACUCAGUGCCAAAAUGGAGCCCUCAGGACGGACUUCACUGUCAGGUGGCUCCACAGACUCCGUAAAACACAUGAGCACGGUAGUCAGCAGUAUUGACUCCUGUAACCCGUCAGUACCCUCCUUGGUGCACCAUGCGGGGGAUCUCACCCUGGCCACACACAAUGCGGUGUCUUCUCUACCCCUUUCUUUUGACAAAUCAGAAGGGAAAAAGCGUAAGAACUCUAGUUCUAGUAACAAAGCCUGUAAAAUCACUAAAAUGCCUGGUAUGAAUAGCGUUCACAAAAAGAGCCCGUCCAGCCUUAUCUCGCCGGUGCCAGAACCUGCUAACAGCUCCAUCGCUCGGCAGGUUGGAAAAAAUAGCAGUGUAGCUUUGUCACAAUCCAGUCCUUCAAGCACACCCAGCCUGGCACACAACCGACAGAAGACUGCAAACCGAACAGGCAGAAUACGGACUCUUCCAUAACGAGGAAAGAAAGCACCCUUUGAUGUCCAAUUCCCAGCCACCCUAUCCCACCACAGGUGUUAGGGGGUUGGGAGGGGUGGGGCGGGAAGUGAUGGGAGGACAGGUGACUUCCUGUGCCCUCUAGGUAUCUCAGCCCCUCCUUUUUAAAAUCAAUUUAAGGUCUAAGAAAGAGAUGAAAGAAGACAAAGUGAAAUUUAUAUUUACCGAAAGCUGGAAUCAUGGUUGUAGUUGUUUUUGUUGAAUUUGCUUUACUCCUUCUCUAGCUUCUGAUGUUGCACCGCACCAUCAGUUUGUUAAAAUAAUUCAGAGUAGACAUUCCAGAACCUCGGUUCCUGGUUGGCAUCUUCCUUAACUCUUGAAGCUCUCACACAUACACUACUUCCUUUUUCUGUUUUUGUUUUUGUUUUCCUCCUCAUUCCCUCACACCUCCCAUUACUCUGUGUCCAACCUUGUCACUUAGGAGGGAGCUGGGUCUCAACAUGCUCCUGUAAUACAGCAAAUGAUGGGGGACACUCUGUUUGUGAGGGGGCCUGGGCCAUAGACCCAGUGCACAGGGAGCAGGUAGGAAUGAGAGGUUGUGUGAAACUCUUCUUAAUCAGGGUUUAAGCUGCCCACUGGGGCAUGAGCCAAAUGCUGAGGGCAAAACGAGGUAUUCCCAUAUCAGCCACACCAAUGUUUCAGGAGAGUUGCGACCAAUGUGGUGAUUUGCCCAACGUCAUUAUCUAGGUGUGAGGUUGGGAAAGAAUAGCUUUGGAAGGUAUAACAAAGGGUUUCUCUCAGAGUAAAAGGAGAAGGGAGUUAAGUAUUGAGGGAGGUUGGGGACAAAUGAUCUGAGACAGCAAAGCAGGUACCAUUAAGGGGAUGACACAUCACAUCCCACAUUCCUACAAAUUGAGGAAUAAACUCUCCAAGAUGCCUGAGCCACAGCUUGCCCCUACAAAGUAGACUAUGAUAAUUAUGAAAUUUUCUAGGAGCCCAUCUCUUCCUCUGCCUUCCACUCUGGAAACGCCCAUACUUAGUGUCCGAUAUGCAAGAACCCAAAGUUACAGGAACCAAAAGUGAAAGGAACCCAAUUGGGAGAGACACGGAAGCAACUUCAGGAAGGGGCAGGGCUCCUGCAUGCUGCUAAAGUUUUCAUGAGUUUUCCACUGUAUCCCUCACCUGCAUCAGGUGAAAAAAAGAAAAAAAAACUAACCACAAGGAGGAAAAAGGUGUCUCCCUAGUGAAGGCACCUGAGAAGGAGGGGUCAGUACCACUUCAGCACCCUGUAUGGACAAACACAAGCAUUUCCUAGCUAACUCCCAUUCUGGCAUACAUCCGUGAACCCACAGGCCACAGGGGAGACCACAGGAGGCAUCACAGAGCUACCAAAUAUGCCCAUCUUGCUUACCCCCAAGUGUCCAGACGUUGCUUGACACUCUUCCAAAGCUCAACAUUCACCAGCCUUAAUGUGGCCAGGCUAUUCCUGUACCCCCUGGGCCAAUGUAAUAAUAGCGUCCCACUGUGUAGGAAGAGAGCCAUCACGUUAGAGGAGUGGAAAGGUUAAGCUCAUGAGAAUGUGCUGGCUGGAAUUACGGAGGAUAGUCAGUAGAUGUAAGGUCAAGUGGAAUAGGAAGUGACCCUAGGAGCCAGGGGGCAAUCACAGUGCCAGGAAGAAAUUCAGGGUCUUGAAUUAGGAUUUCUUGGUAUUGAUAAUAAAUUUAGUUAAUAAAAUAAUGUUUACUCAUUUCUUUAAUAUUAGACUAAUUUAGGGAGUUAAGGAGUAGAAAUGCUAUGAAGUGUUUGUUACCAAAUUAGAUAUUAAUGACAGCCGCAGCUGGGCACAGACAUGUCCCCUGAAUUCUUCCUUUACCUUCCCAUCCCCCCCACCCCAUGAUACUACUACUGUUGGGCUUUAUCACACAACUGGAAUUUGCAAAGAUACGAGGCAAACCGUCUAGUUUGCAUCAAUGGAAUUGCACUGACAGUGUUUCUUAUAGGAUUACUAAAUUUUUUAUAUAUAAAAUAAAGAUUUUUUUAAUCAGGAGUUGAUAAUAGGUACCAGGACAUUAGUACAGAGGAUUUCAUUUUUAUUUCUACAGUGUUAAAAGUGCACUUAUAUGCUGGUUUAAUUAUGUCUUGGAGAAAAAGAAGAGACUGCAAAUAGAAGGGAGAUUGUUACUUUUUUCUUUUUUUAAAAAAAGGCUUAAGACAGAUUUUAAGACUUAUAAAUGUUUAAGCAAUUAUAAUAAACAAGGCUAGACCCUUUGAAAAAAAAGUUUAGAAAAUAUUCUUAAAGUAAAUUUUUAUAGUGUUAAUUUUGUAAUAAUUUAUGUUUUACUAUAUUGC